Messenger RNA from Aspergillus alliaceus, 1720 nucleotides. Its product is annotated as putative toxin biosynthesis protein. The record is from RefSeq and is a predicted model, not a curated record. The transcript has 4 exons. The coding region runs from base 179 to 1507 and encodes 442 amino acids. Lineage: Eukaryota; Fungi; Ascomycota; Eurotiomycetes; Eurotiales; Aspergillaceae.
AUCUGACCACAGCGAUGUUCCUCGGCUCAGCGACCCAGUUCACGGCAAAGUGUCUUGCACGUAGCUCCGUUACCCCAGACCUAACCCGAGCUCCUCCACAUUUAAAGCCCCAGUCGGGCCCAUGAUGGCCGAUUCUGUCCUAGAUCAAGACAUCUGAAAAUAAAUUUAUACCUAUGCGAUGCCUUCCCCCGCAUAUUCCAGCCCCUUUCGCAUCGUUGACCAUGUGGUCCAGUGUCAGCAUAUUCGGGAAUAUCCCGCGGCGAUGUCCAACGAACAGGAAGAUGAAUUACAUUUAGCCGUGAAGCAGUAUAUUCCUCUAGAUAACCUAAAUCCCCGCCCGGGCGAUGUCACUAUUCUUGCAGCGCAUGCCAAUGGUUUCCCUAAGGAACUCUAUGAACCACUCUGGGAAGAACUACAUGCCCGGUCUAAGGACAAUGGCUUUCGUAUCCGAAGUAUUUGGAUAACAGACGUCGCGCAUCAAGGGCAAAGCCAUGUAAUCAACGAGAGUCUCUUAGGAAAUGACCCUAGCUGGUUUGAUCAUCCGAGAGACCUACUUCACCUCGUCAACGUAAAGCGCAAGGAAAUGCCUCGUCCGAUCGUCGGAAUAGGUCAUAGCAUGGGCGGCGCACACCUUGCGAAACUAUGCCUGAUGCAUCCUCGGCUCAUCCAUACGCUUGUUCUACUAGAUCCUGUAAUCCAACGCCAAACGACACAAUUAGAUCCCUUAUCGAGCGACAAUGGAAAAAUGGUCAUAACCAAAACCACCCAACUAUCCACUUAUCGACGUGACCUUUGGCCUUCCCGCAAGGCUGCUGCGGAUAGUUUUAAACGAAGUCCGUUCUACCAAGCCUGGGACCCCCGCGUUCUCGACCUCUGGAUUCAAUACGGCCUGCGGGAGCUUCCCACAGCUGUCCAUCAACUUCCCAACGAAGCAUCCAAGGAAGGCGAACAACCUGUCACCCUAACAACACCCCUUCACCAGGAAGUGUUCACCUUCUCACGUCCCAACUACGAUGGGCCCCCGGGCAAAGAUGUACCGCUAAAUCGAGUGACUCAUCCCGACCUCGACCCCAACCAUGAGGGAUCCUUUCCAUUCUACCGCCCUGAGCCAUCGCGUAUAUUCGGAGAAAUCCCACACCUCCGACCUAGCGUUCUGUACAUAUUCGGCGGCAAAUCCGACAUGUGUCAUCCCGCGAUGAUGGCUGAUAAGCUGGCCAACACCGGUGUAGGGGUGGGUGGUAGCGGCGGGGUAGCUGCUGGUAGAGUGCGCGACGUCUAUCUUGAGGAAUUCGGACAUCUUCUUGCUCAGGAAGCACCCACUCAAUGCGGCGAAGCGGCCAGCAAAUGGUUGGGUCAGGAACUGCAGCGGUGGCGAGAGGAAGACCAGGCUUUCCGCGAGCAGUGGAGUCGAAAAUCGAAACUCGAGAAAAUCACGAUUGAUUCGCGCUGGAAGGAGCACGUCCCAGCCCCAGUGAGGGCUAAGGGUCCUUCCAAGCCAAAACUAUGAUAGAACAACCGCAGAUUCGACAUAUCGCUUAUAGAAGUUACUGUGAGAUAUAAUACGAUCUUCAUUUACCUCAUGCUGUCCUCUAUGGUAAGGUCUUGGUCAGGCUAAAACUAAUGUCUAUAACGAAUAAUCAAAGAACAUCGAUCCUAGGAUAACAGCUCGGCCACCGCGCCUUCUGGCCACGGCGCUCGCUCAAAACGUAGCUGGAAUAUA